Messenger RNA from Dromaius novaehollandiae (emu), 2621 nucleotides. RefSeq names its product mitogen-activated protein kinase kinase kinase 12 (gene MAP3K12). Gene Ontology annotation, cellular component: cytoplasm. Bases 169 to 2565 code for a protein of 798 amino acids. Gene Ontology annotation, biological process: protein autophosphorylation; signal transduction. The record is from RefSeq and is a predicted model, not a curated record. Gene Ontology annotation, molecular function: MAP kinase kinase kinase activity; ATP binding. Lineage: Eukaryota; Metazoa; Chordata; Aves; Casuariiformes; Dromaiidae. The transcript is spliced from 14 exons.
CGCCGGGCGGGGCCGCGUGGCGCCGCCUCGCCCUGCCCCGGCCCCGGCCCCGGUACCGGCCCCGCCCGCACCGGCAGCGCCGCGGCAGCAGCGGGCGGCGGCACCGGCGCAGCCCAGGGCCGCAGGAGGGGGCCGGCGGGGGCCGGCGGCGGCGGGGGGGGCCCCGCCAUGGCCUGCCUGCACGAGCGGCGGACGCCGUCGCCCUCGCUGGCGCUGCCGUCGGACGGGACCCCCGAGCAGGAGCUGACGCCCACGCAGUGCGUGCUGCGCGACGUGCUGCCCGCCGCCCCCGCCGCCCCCCCCGCCGCCGCCGAGGCCUGGCCCCGCCGCGGCCCCCCGCGGCCCCCCGACGCCGCCGAGGCGGUGGGUGAGCUGCGCCGCGGCGGGGCCCUGGCGUCCGAGGGCGGCCACCUGCGGUGCCAGGCGGCCGGCGGCUUCCUCGAGGGGCUCUUCGGCUGCCUCAAGCCCGUCUGGACCAUGCUGGGCAAAGCCUACGCCGCCGAGCACAAGCACCCGCAGGAGGACCCCUGGGAGGUGCCCUUCGAGGAGAUCCUGGACCUGCAGUGGGUGGGCAGCGGGGCGCAGGGCGCCGUCUUCCUGGGCCGCUUCCACGGCGAGGAGGUGGCCGUGAAGAAGGUGCGGGACCUCAAGGAGACCGACAUCAAGCACCUGCGCAAGCUCAAGCACCCCAACAUCAUCACCUUCAAAGGCGUCUGCACCCAGGCCCCCUGCUACUGCAUCAUCAUGGAGUUCUGCGCCCAGGGCCAGCUCUACGAGGUGCUGCGCGCCGGGCGCAAGGUCACCCCCUCGCUCCUCGUCGACUGGUCCAUGGGCAUCGCCGGCGGCAUGAACUACCUGCACCUCCACAAGAUCAUCCACCGCGACCUCAAGUCACCCAACAUGCUCAUCACCUACGACGACGUGGUGAAGAUCUCGGACUUCGGCACCUCCAAGGAGCUCAUCGACAAGAGCACCAAGAUGUCCUUCGCGGGCACCGUGGCCUGGAUGGCGCCCGAGGUCAUCCGCAACGAGCCCGUCUCCGAGAAGGUCGACAUCUGGUCCUUCGGGGUGGUGCUGUGGGAGCUGCUCACGGGCGAGAUCCCCUACAAGGACGUGGACUCGUCGGCCAUCAUCUGGGGGGUGGGCAGCAACAGCCUGCACCUGCCCGUGCCCUCCGGCUGCCCCGACGGCUUCAAGGUGCUGCUGCGCCAGUGCUGGAACAGCAAGCCCCGGAACCGGCCCUCCUUCCGCCAGAUCCUGCUGCACCUCGACAUCGCCUCCGCCGACGUCCUCUCCACCCCGCAGGAGACCUACUUCAAAUCCCAGGCCGAGUGGCGGGAGGAGGUGAAGCUGCACUUCGAGAAGAUCAAGUCGGAGGGGACGUGUCUGCACCGGCUCGAGGAGGAGCUCAUCAACCGCCGGCGCGAGGAGCUCCGGCACGCGCUGGACAUCCGGGAGCACUACGAGCGCAAGCUGGAGCGGGCCAACAACCUCUACAUGGAGCUCAGCGCCCUCAUGCUGCAGCUGGAGCUCAAGGAGAAGGAGCUGCUCAGGCGGGAGCAGGCGCUGGAGAAGCGCUACCCCGGGCUCUUCAAGCCGCGGGCGCCGCGGGGGCUCCUGCACGGCAACGCCGUCGAGACCCUCAUCAAGAAGCGCAACGUGCCCCAGAAGCUCUCGCCCCACGGCAAGCGGCCCGACAUCCUGAAGCCGGAGGUGCUGCUGCCCAAGCUGGACGCGGCCAUGGCGCAGGUGGCCCUGCCGGGGUGUCCCAAGGGCCCCCCCUCGCCCGGGCGCAGCCGGCGCGCCAAGGGCCGCCACCGCAAAGCCGGGCCCCGGGGGGGCUGCGGCGAGCCGGGCCCCGAGGCCGGCCCCCCCCGCGGGCUGCCCGGGCCCCCCCCGGCCGCCGCCGGCCCCGACCUGCUGGGGGGCACCUUGGAGGCGGCGGCCGCCCCCCCGGCCGCGGCGCCCGGAGCGGGGGCCGGCGGCGAGGCGGCCACCCAAGGGUGCCCCCCGGCGCGGCCCCCGGCGCCCGGCGAGCCCGAGCGGGACGGGGGGGCCGCCCGGGGGGGCCGAGCCGGGGCCGGGCAGCACCUCACCCCCGCGGCGCUGCUCUACCGGGCGGCCGUCACGCGGGGCCAGAAACGGGGGGUCUCGUCGGAGGAGGAGGAGGGCGAAGUGGACAGCGAGGUGGAGCUGCCCCUGCGGCAGAGGUGGCCCCCGGGCAUGAGCAAGCGGCAGUCGCUGUCGACCUUCAGCUCGGAGAACUUCUCGGACGGCGACGGGGACGGCGACGGGGACGAGGGCCACACGAGCGAGCCCUCGCACAGUGCCACGCCGGACGUGGGCAGCACCAACACGGACGAGCGCCCCGACGACCGCUCCGAGGACCUGCUCUCGCAGGGCUCCGAGAUCCCCCUGGACGCCGCCCCCCCCGAGGGCCCCGGCCGCCGCCCCGGCGGGCACAGCCCCAAGGUCUCCGAGGACUCGGACUGCGACAGCGCAGAGCUGGACCACUCGGGCAGCGGCGAGGGACCGCCCCGGCCCGCGGCCCCCCCCGGCCUGUGACCUGCCCCCCACCCUUCCCCACGCACCCCCCCACUUGUACAGCCCCAAAUAUUUAU